AUGACUACCAAGAAAACUAAUACUGGAGAGCUGUUUGAGGGAGAAGAAGAAGAAGACUUCACACAUAGUUUGUUUGGACCAGAAGAAAAUGGAAAUGUUGCAUCGCUAAUUUCGAAACUACCAUUACCGCAUGCAGAUGAAGCAACUCCUGUUAGCUCGGGGGGUAAAAAUUGUACCCUGAUCUAUAGAAAUAAGAGUCUGCCGGGGAAGCUUAUUUCGAAUAUACACCCAAGAUUGAAUACAUUUAAUAAACUAUUCAACAAUAGUGUGAAGCUAUUUGCAGACAAACCGUGUUUUGGAUACAGAAGGUACGACUACGAAAAGGGGGUUUCAGAGCGUGAGUUUAGAAAUUAUUCUUAUUCUGAAGUGAAUGAAAGGCGGAUGGAUUUUGGUUCGGGCAUUUUGCAUGUCUUGAAAAAUAAUCCUUUUAAAUUGAAGGAUUCAAAGUGCCACGCGAAGAUUGGCAACCAUUUGAGAGACUGGCGAAAAUACGGAGAACCUAGACCACAAGAGAAUGAAAACUGGUCGUUUAUUGUUUCAAUAUUUUCGGCUAAUCGGUUGGAAUGGGUACUAAGUGAUCUAGCAUGUGCAGCCUACUCGUUUGCGAAUACCUCGUUGUAUGAUACACUUGGACCAGAUGCCACCAGAUACAUUUUGGACUUAACCAGAAGUCCUAUAUUAAUAUGUUCGAAAGAAAAAGUUAAAAGAAUCGUAAACAUGAAAAGAGAUUACCCCGACUUAUUAGGUGACCUUAUUACAAUAGUUUCGAUGGACCCAUUGUUUCAUGAUUGUGUCAAAUCAAGGUUUCAAGAUGAAGAUCGUUCAUUGGUAGAAUUGGCUAGAGCUACAAAUAUAGCUCUUUAUGAUUUUGAUCAUGUGGAGAGGUUGGGGAAAUCAUCCCGAAUUAAGGAGUUACCACCCACUGGUAAUACUUUGUACACCAUUGCCUUCACAUCGGGAACGACAGGAUCCAAACCUAAAGGAGUAGUGUUAACUCACGAAAAUGCUACAACUUCUAUUACAUUCCUCGCUAGUGCAAUGCCCCAAAUCAGUCAUGGCAGAGCAUUUAUAUUUUUGCCCCUAACACAUAUUUAUGAAAGAGGAACAACAGGAUUUGCAUUAACGACUGGUUAUUAUUUAGGUUUCCCGCAGUUAACCAUCACUAGCCAGACACCUGUGAAUUCUUUCGAUAAUUUAAUUGAAGAUUUGCGUCUUUUUAAACCAACCUAUUUAUCAUUAGUUCCACGGAUAUUAACGAAGAUGGAGUCAGUGAUUAAAGCAGCAGUGUCUGGUUCAAAUACAGAUAUUUCUUUGUCAAUAAAUAAAAUUAUUGCAUAUAAGUUGAAGAAGCAUUCUGAGUUUGAUGGUUCAAAGGGUCUUCACAAGGAAUACGAUAAUUAUGCUCCGUACAAAGAGCUUAGAUCAAUUAUAGGUUUUGAUAACUUGAUUUGGACCCAGACGGCUUCAGCACCAAUAUCUGGUUUGACACUUAGCUAUUUAAGGGCAUCUUUAAAUAUAGGUAUAAAACAACUAUAUGGCUUAACAGAGACAUAUGGAGCGUCAACACAAGGCGGAGCAUAUGAAUGUAAGCCGGGUUCGUGUGGAAGCGUGGGAAUAGGGGAAGAAGUCAAGCUAAAAGAGAUUCCUGAAAUGGGAUACUUUGCCAAAGAAAAUAAAGGAGAAGUAUUAUUCAGGGGACCAAUGGUUUUCCAGGGAUAUUUCCGGAAUAAAGCGGCAACGGAAGAAUGCUUUGAUGAUGAUGGUUGGUUCCACACGGGUGAUGUAGCCACUAUUGAUCGUGAUACAGGUAGGUUGUUCAUUGUUGAUAGGGUGAAGAAUUUUUUCAAGCUUGCUCAAGGUGAAUAUGUGUCCCCAGAAAAGGUAGAGAAUAUUUACCUCGCAUUUAAUCCUAUGCUUUCACAGUUAUAUAUUCAUGGAGACCGCUUGAAAUCGUAUUUGGUAGGUAUUGCGGGCGUGGAUUAUAACUCUGGUAUGAAAUUUCUUCGGGAUGUUUGUGGAUAUAAAAAUCUUUACAUAACUAAUACCCAAUUACUAGUAGAGAUGAACAAAUUCAGAAAUAGACAGAAAUUUUUAAUGAAAAUUAACUCAUCCGUUGGCAAGCAACUUCAAGGAUUUGAAAGAUUGCAUAAUAUUCACAUUGACAUAAAUCCAUUGACUGUUGAAAGGAAUGUAGUUACUCCCACGUUCAAAAUAAAGAGAGCAAUCGCUGCGAAAUAUUUCCACAAUACAUUGGCCCGAUUAUAUGAAGAAGAGCCUUUAGAAGAAACAAAACCUAAAUUAUAG
Molecule: messenger RNA, 2304 nt
Organism: Debaryomyces fabryi
Lineage: Eukaryota; Fungi; Ascomycota; Pichiomycetes; Serinales; Debaryomycetaceae
Exons: 1
Coding region: 1-2304 (767 amino acids)
Biological process (GO): long-chain fatty acid metabolic process
Cellular component (GO): membrane; endoplasmic reticulum
Molecular function (GO): long-chain fatty acid-CoA ligase activity
Source: RefSeq, a predicted model, not a curated record